AUGUUACUGGGAUUUUGCGAAGAUUACAAACGCGUGGUGAUCAACGUUCGUCAUGAACUGAUCCUGAUACAAUCGCGCAACGAUAACAAUAGUCUGCUGGGAAAUCCCGCGCUGGCGCCUGUGAUCGACAUAUUCAAGAUACAAUGGCGAAUGCCGCACGUGUUAUUGAACGAGAUAAAUAAGUUGUCGAUGCUGCGUGCUUUGGAGAGUGGACGAUACCUCACCAUGGGUUUCCGAUCGUGGGACCUGUACGAGUAUCCGCUGUUACAGAGCACGACCAAGCAUUUGUGGGCGAUUAAGACCGCGACUCAGCUUGAGAAGCCGCGAUACGUCAUCUUUGCUCUGCAGACAGGUCGGAAGAACAUCAUGUCCGAGGACGUUACCAUAUUCGACGACUGCAAACUAACCAACGUGAAACUGCAUCUCAAUUCGGAAUUUUAUCCAUACGAUGACUUGAAUGUGGAUUUCGAGAAGAACAAAACCGCCAUCCUUUACGACAUGUAUUCACGUUUCCGUAGGGCUUAUUAUAACUGCAAUUGCGCCGAGGCAUACUUGACUCCUCCCAACUUUCUUCUUCGCGGACCUUUCGUGGUUAUCGAUUGUUCGCGACAGAACGAGUCUGUCAAGAGUGCCACCGUGGAUGUGCGAUUGGAAUUUGAGUGCAAGGAGAAUGUACCGCCAAAUACAACGGCCUACUGUCUCAUCAUACACGAUCGCGUGGUCGAAUACAGCCCGUUGACCAACGUUGUACGCAGAGUCACCUAA
Messenger RNA from Ooceraea biroi (clonal raider ant), 765 nucleotides. RefSeq lists its product as uncharacterized. Lineage: Eukaryota; Metazoa; Arthropoda; Insecta; Hymenoptera; Formicidae. The record is from RefSeq and is a predicted model, not a curated record.